UUUUUCUUCUUCUUCUUCUUCCGUGAUUGCCCUUUUAAGCCAUUUUCGGUUCGACGUUGGUUUGUAAUCCCAUUUUCGAGAUUGUUUUUGAGUUAGCAAUGGAGAUCGUGAACAAGUUAGUGUCAGACAAGCCUGUCGUGGUGUUCAGCAAGAACAGUUGCUGUAUGAGCCACACUGUCAAGUCACUCUUGUGCGACUUUGGAGUUAACCCGACGGUGUACGAGCUCGAUGAGCUCCCGGGAGGGCAUGAAAUCGAGCAAGCUCUCAUUCAGAUCGGUUGCAGUCCUGCCGUGCCUGCAGUGUUCAUCGGCGACCAACUGAUCGGUGGCGCAAAUGAAGUGAUGAGCCUUCAUCUUAAGCGGAACUUGAUCCCCAUGCUUAGAAGGGCCGGAGCUUUGUGGGUUUAAGUUAUACCUAUAAAUGUAACUUUAACAUAGCCAAGCUUUACCUUAGGCAUCCGACCAAAAUGGCACAGAGAGUUCACUUCAAAAAGUUUUUUUUUUUUUUUUUUUUUUUUUUGACUUCAAUGUAACUUAAGCAUCGUUCCGUUCAUCUUAUUAAUAAAAAUAUCCAUAAAUUUUGUAUUUUUUCGUAAGGGUAGACUGGCACCGACGAUAUUUGUCCACUUUAUAGGAGAAAUGAAC
Cucurbita moschata (crookneck pumpkin) is the source of this 644-nucleotide messenger RNA. Its product is annotated as monothiol glutaredoxin-S2-like. The transcript has a single exon. Bases 99 to 407 code for a protein of 102 amino acids. The record is from RefSeq and is a predicted model, not a curated record. NCBI's taxonomy places the organism in Eukaryota, Viridiplantae, Streptophyta, Magnoliopsida, Cucurbitales, Cucurbitaceae.